Terrapene triunguis (Three-toed box turtle) is the source of this 711-nucleotide messenger RNA. RefSeq names its product protein maestro-like. Bases 1 to 711 code for a protein of 236 amino acids. Gene Ontology annotation, cellular component: cytoplasm. The record is from RefSeq and is a predicted model, not a curated record. The transcript has 6 exons. NCBI's taxonomy places the organism in Eukaryota, Metazoa, Chordata, Testudines, Emydidae.
AUGCCCGCUCCUGAGAUCCUGGUGCUAAUGAGUGAUCCCAUGCUAAGGGAGAAGAAGUUCCUUAAGUCUGUCCUGAGCAUCUUGGAAGAAAGGUCACACGAUAGGAACAGCAUUGUCCGCCAGAUGGCUGUGAGAGGCCUGGGAAAUUUAGUCUAUGGGGCACCUGAGAAGGUGAAAAAGUACAAGAAGUUUCUUCUGGACAUACUGAUCGGGGCCUUACAUGACAUUUUGAGUUCGGAAGUCAUUGGCGAGAGCAUGAAAGCACUGGCCAAAGUCCUGAAGGCGCUGAAAGAGAAGGACAUAGGUUCCUCCUUCAAAGACCUCACCCAACAGAUCCGGACUUACUUUGACGAUGAGGAUGAUGCUCUUCGCUCAAUGGCCUUUGUCCUAUUUGGCAUCCUGGCCCGGCUGACAAAGAGAAAAUGGAAGACCUAUUUCGCCGACCAGGUUAAAAAGAGCUGGGUCACACUUCUGCUGCAUCUGCAAGACCCAAACCCUGAGAUUUCAAUGGCCAAAGAGAAUGCAGAGCUGCUGGAGAAAUUGUACCAAAUCACCAUCACGUACUUCUAUAGCAGCUGGGAAGAGAUCCGGGCAGUUGCAGCCAACUUAGCUGCUCUCCAGGUCCUACAGAAAGACCCAAGUCCCACUGUCCAGCUGGUGACAACUGAGAUCAUAAGUGACAUCUGUUCUGGGCAAGAGAUUGGGGACUGA